Candida dubliniensis CD36 is the source of this 945-nucleotide messenger RNA. RefSeq lists its product as uncharacterized. The coding region runs from base 1 to 945 and encodes 314 amino acids. The record is from RefSeq and is a predicted model, not a curated record. NCBI's taxonomy places the organism in Eukaryota, Fungi, Ascomycota, Pichiomycetes, Serinales, Debaryomycetaceae. The transcript has a single exon.
AUGUCAUUGAAACUGGUACCACAACAAAAGGGAAUAGUCCAUACUUAUGGGUUCAACUUAACUGCAUUUGAGUUCACCACCAGUGAUUCCAAAAAAACUUCGCCAAACGUUAUCUUAUUUGUGGGUGGUUUAGGAAAUGGUCUAUUGAACGUUCCGUACUUGCCCCAAUUGGCUGAUUCUGCAAGCAAUGAAUUUCAAAGCGCAGAUGGUGGGUCCUGGAGUUUGGUCCAGGUUUUACUAUCCUCUGCAUACCAAGGUUGGGGGACCUCAUCAUUGGAUCGCGACGCGUUUGAAUUGCAAUCUGCCAUUGAAUAUUUCCGUUCAGAACGUGGUGGGAAUAGACAAAAGAUAGUGAUUAUGGGACAUUCCACUGGGUGCCAAGAUGUGAUUCAUUAUCUAACAAAAACAUUAUACAAAGAAAAUAUACCUGAAACUUCUCAGGUGCAAGGGGGUAUAUUACAAGCUCCAGUUUCGGAUCUGGAAGCUCUUCUGUCCGGUCGUGAUCCUGCCAAGUACGAAGCAUUGAUCCAAAGAGUUUAUGAAGAAUAUAUUUCUAAGGGAAGAGAAAAUGAGAUUUUGCCUCAGGAGUAUCGUAAAAUUACUUGGGGCAUGCCUACUUCUGCCUACAGGUUCUAUUCCUUGGCUAGUAAGAGAGGCGAUGAUGAUUAUUUUUCUUCUUAUUUGACCGAAGACGACUACAAAAACAGUUUUGGUAAAGUAAAUAAACCACUUCUCGUGCUUUACGGAAGCAUUGAUGAAUUUGUGCCUGAAUAUGUUGACAAGGAAAAGUUGGUCAGUAAAUGGAAACAGUCGACCCCUUCGCAGUAUUGGAGUGAACACAGUCAAAUAAUCAAAGGUGCAACACACAAUUUGGGAGAUGGUUCCGAUGCUGGUGUCAUUGAUUACUUGGUAUCAGUGGUGAAAAAGUUUAUUAGUGAUCUAUAG